This is a messenger RNA of Lucilia sericata (common green bottle fly), 917 nucleotides long. Its product is annotated as fibrinogen C domain-containing protein 1-like. The record is from RefSeq and is a predicted model, not a curated record. The transcript is spliced from 5 exons. Lineage: Eukaryota; Metazoa; Arthropoda; Insecta; Diptera; Calliphoridae. Bases 1 to 777 code for a protein of 258 amino acids.
AUGUUCCUCUACGAUGAAGGUAAAGUGAGUGAAAAAUUUGAAGAGACCCAAAACAGCUUUAAGAGUACAGUUAAUGAUUCAUCAAUAUUUGACAUACGCUAUGAUGAAUUUCCAGCCAAAUGUAAAACCAAUGUUCUACCAAGAAGUUGUGCUGAAGCCACCUCCUGCACUCGGCGUAGUGGCAUAUAUAAAAUUCUCCUAACCAAAUACAGCAGUGAACCAUUUCUGGUCGAGUGUGAUGUUAGAACUGAAGGUGGCGGUUGGAUUUUAAUACAAAGACGUCAAGAUGGUUCUGUGGAUUUCUAUCGUGAUUGGAGCGAAUAUCAAAACGGUUUUGGCAAUAUCGAAGGAGAAUUCUUUAUCGGUCUAAACAAGUUGCAUGCCCUGACCAACUAUAAUGGACCACAGGAGUUACUGAUCGUUUUGGAAGAUAAUAAUGAAAUUAAACAGGCGAAAUAUAGUAAUUUUGUUAUCGGCAAUGAAAGUGAAAUGUACGCUUUGAAGCAUUUAGGUGUUUAUUCGGGAAAUGCUGGCGAUUGUUUAAUAUCGCAUUUGGGCAUGAAAUUUAGCACUAAAGAUCGUGAUAAUGAUGAGUAUGAAUCGAAUUGUGCGGUAGUUUAUACAGGGGCUUGGUGGUACAAGAAAUGUCACGUAAGCAAUCUUAAUGGCAAAUAUGGCGAUACAAAUUAUGCUAAAGGCAUUACAUGGCAAUCAUUCCGUGGCUACAAUGUCUCUAUAAAACAUGCUAAAAUGAUGAUUAGAAGGCGACAAUUUUAAAUUUUUAACAUGAAGAAAUCAUUACUCUACUGAUAUGCGACUUAAUUGUAUUAUUUAACUAGCUAUACCCAGUGUACUUUGCUACCCUAAAAGGAAUAUGUAUAAAUAAAAAUCCCACUUAACGAUUUUGAAGAUUCUAA